Capsella rubella is the source of this 1152-nucleotide messenger RNA. RefSeq names its product auxin-responsive protein IAA7. Gene Ontology annotation, molecular function: protein binding. Bases 84 to 791 code for a protein of 235 amino acids. The record is from RefSeq and is a predicted model, not a curated record. NCBI's taxonomy places the organism in Eukaryota, Viridiplantae, Streptophyta, Magnoliopsida, Brassicales, Brassicaceae. Gene Ontology annotation, cellular component: nucleus. Gene Ontology annotation, biological process: regulation of DNA-templated transcription. The transcript has 5 exons.
UUGCCUCUCCCCUCUCCUUUCUUCUUCCCCUCUUACCUCUUCAGAGAGAGAAACAAAUAUUUCUAAAUCUAUUACAAGUUAACAUGAUCGGACAACUUAUGAACCUCAAGGCGACGGAGCUAUGUCUUGGCCUCCCCGGUGGAGCUGAUCAAGCCGUUGAGAGUCCUGCCAAAUCGGCUGUGGGAAGCAAGAGAGGCUUCUCUGAGACAGUUGAUCUCAUGCUCAAUCUUCAAUCUAACAAAGAAGGUUCCGUUGAUCUCAACAACGUUGCUGCAUCUCCCAAGGAGAAGAAUCUCAUCAAAGAUCCUGCCAAGCCUCCUGCCAAAGCACAAGUGGUGGGAUGGCCACCUGUGAGGAACUACAGGAAGAACAUAAUGACUCAGCAGAAGACCAGCGGCACGGAAGAGGCCAGCAGCGAGAAGGCUGGAGCCGGCUUGGUGAAGGUGUCCAUGGAUGGUGCUCCAUAUCUGAGGAAGGUUGACCUCAAGAUGUACAAAAGCUACCAGGAUCUCUCUGAUGCCUUGGCCAAAAUGUUCAGCUCCUUCACUAUGGGAAACUAUGGAGCACAAGGAAUGAUAGAUUUCAUGAACGAGAGCAAGCUCAUGAACCUCCUGAAUAGUUCUGAGUAUGUCCCAAGCUACGAGGACAAAGAUGGUGACUGGAUGCUCGUCGGCGAUGUCCCAUGGGAAAUGUUUGUCGAGUCUUGCAAACGUUUGCGCAUUAUGAAGGGAUCUGAAGCCAUUGGACUUGCUCCGAGAGCAAUGGAGAAGUACUGCAAGAACAGAUCUUAAAGUCAAUUAAAAAGGAAGAAAAAAAAAAAAGAACUAUCAAUGAUCAACAAUAUGACGGGUUCUUGAUUUUAUAUGUUUUUUUUUGUUAUAAGAUGAUUUUAUGUGGUUAUCUCCUAUAUAUGUGUGUUGUAAUAUUAAAUACUUGAUGGGUAUAUAGGGAAAUAGUAUUAUUUUACUACCAGUAAGAAAGAUGUGGACAAAUUUGUAAUGUGACCAAAAGAGAGGAAACUUCAAAAUCUCUGUGUUUGUGUCAUAUUUAUUGCCCAACAUGUGUCUGUCGGUUUGAUGAUCAAUCACAACUUGAUGUAUAUGCAUAUAUAUAUAAAUUAUGUGUAUGUACAUGGUCAUGUGUUUUGAUCCC